Molecule: messenger RNA, 1816 nt
Organism: Cuscuta epithymum
Lineage: Eukaryota; Viridiplantae; Streptophyta; Magnoliopsida; Solanales; Convolvulaceae
Source: the annotation of a GenBank genome assembly
GAAAAGAGUGUUUUUUUAAGAAAAGUAUUUGCAAAAGCUCCCCUCCUCCCAACACGCCGCCGCCGCUCUUCCUCCUCCCACCUGAACUCUCUCUAGUUUACCGAUGACCACUCUAACGCCGUAACUCUCUCAUUGAGUUCUUCAGCGAGCGAGCGGAGAUCGAAGCUAACUCCUGCUAGAACGGAAAAGGGCCACCACCGCGCCAAUCUUGUCCGAAAAACCCACUGGCCUUGCCGGAAGCUGCGCAGUAGACGGAGGAUUUCUCCAGAGGUCAUAGGGCUCCCUUUCUGGUGAUUCCGCCGCUGCAAACGCCGACGAUCGUAUAUAACAAGAGUAUAAGAGAAUUAUGAGCUCGUUUAUUGGUGGGACUCAUCGCCCUGCCCCCAUCAAUAUUAGUGGGCAUUAAGAUCGAUUGUUACAUAGACAGGCAAACAUUUCCCAAGCCUUCGCUUCAACCGUGGAUGAUUUCCAAUACAAAAUGAGAAAGACUGGCUUUUUGUUUAAAACCCAUGCUGGAAAGUUCUCUUUUUCUUCUUGCUCAGCGUUUUGUCACUCUCCACAUUGUCUUCACCCCUCAGUACCAGCAGAACCAGGCUUCCAGAACCCAUCUAAUGUCCUUCAGAAAUUCAUAAAACCAGGCCAGAAUUUUGCUGCUUCUUUAGCUCUGAGGCACUUGAGCACAGCCCAUUCCGAAUAUAAAGGAGACCAAUCAAGCAGAGAAAACUGCCCAAUCAACUAUGAUACAAGUGAAGAGGCGGAACCAAUUGAUUAUUGGGAAGAAGAGGAAGAAGUUGAACCUGAGAUUGGUGAUGGAGGGGAUGGUGGAGGUGUUGUUUUCCAGAACUGCCAUUGGGGAGAGAAAGCAUUGUCCAUUGCCAAUCAGGUAGUGAAGGAACAUACUGUUGACAUGGAGCUCUAUGCUUUCAAAACUUCUCCUAGGGGAUACAUCUAUGUGAGACUCGACAAACUUACUAAUGAGUUUAGCUUUCGAAAACCGACCGUAUCACCAAAACCAACCCAAAGUCACAAAAACCAAAGUAUGGUUGCCCAACCAUGGAUGAGAUAGAAGAUUUCAGCCACCAAUAUAAGAAAAGAUUAGAUGAAGCAGGAACAGUGGAAGAUUUUCCAGAGGAUUUGGCUCUUGAGGUGUCAUCUCCAGGGGCAGAACGGCUACUGAAAGUGCCAGAUGACUUGAACCGUUUCAAACACAUGCCGAUGAGAGUGAGCUAUGUGGAAGACGGAUCUCACGGUCUAGAAACUAAUAAGAUAUUUUUCUUGGACUGUAUCAACACUGACUUAGGAAAUUGUGUGUGGAAGCUGGUUGAUGUGAAAGAAAACCGGGACCCGUCUGCUAAAGGAAGACCACUAAACCGUAAACAAAAAGAUUGGAGACUCACACUGCCAUAUGCUACGAUGAAACGGGUAACAUUGUUCAUCUCCUCCUAAAUCAAGUGUAGUCUAUCCAACCUCAAAUCUUCAAAACAUGUAAUGGAAAACAGCAUGUUUUUUACAAAUCAUGUAGUGGAGUACAAAAACACUUUUUUGUUGCUUUUGGCCGGAAGAUGGACAAUUUUGGAUAGAGGUAAAUUUUUGUGAGCAUGGAGUUAAACUUUGAACAACUGGUACCCUUUCUUGUGCUGUAAGACUCUCCACAUUAACAGUUACUGAUGUUAUCUCUUUCCCUUUAAACUACUGCACUUGUUAUUCUGUUGUGAUAAUUGAUAUUAUAAUGUUUAUGGUUUGGAACACAAAAAACUUUGAUCCGUGAACAAUAAUGAACUCUGGUCUGCAUUCUUAAGAAGGCCCAGCCAAGGAC